Messenger RNA from Vigna unguiculata (cowpea), 3739 nucleotides. RefSeq names its product LRR receptor-like serine/threonine-protein kinase EFR. Gene Ontology annotation, biological process: protein phosphorylation. The record is from RefSeq and is a predicted model, not a curated record. NCBI's taxonomy places the organism in Eukaryota, Viridiplantae, Streptophyta, Magnoliopsida, Fabales, Fabaceae. Gene Ontology annotation, molecular function: protein binding; protein kinase activity; ATP binding.
AUAGGCAUAAAAAAACCUACUGCUCAGAACUGAAAACAUUUUCUGACAAUGUUUUCCAACAAAUUGCAGUUAGAUGGAUUAGAAAAUGGAAUGUACACAGUAACUCUGAAUAACCUGCGAUUGUAUUAAGAGUUUAAAGUACUAAUGUUGAUUUAAUACUUUAAUAUCUGCUAGAACUUAAAUGUUCUUGCAUUUAUUUAUUAUAACUAGGCCUGCCACGGAACCUUCCACUCAUUAUUUCUUGGAUUUAUUUUUCUGGCAUGUACACCAAUGAUCUGCAUUUGGCAAUUGGUUAUUUUCUUGAGCUUUUCUGAUUUUAAUGAUAUUCAAAAUACGUGCUUUUGAUGGGUUUAUAUUCUUUUUCAUAUGGGUUAUAGGCAUCAGAGAAAUUGUGGUCGGCAUAUAUAUAUAUAUACACACACGUGUGUGUGACAUUAGUCUUACACAUAUAAAACAUUUGACAUCACUUUUAAUCCAAAACCUUAUGACAAUGCUAUUAUGAAUCUUUAUUUUUAUAUAGUGUUUAACUUUGUCUAUUAUAUCCAAUGUGAGACUUUUGACCCACUUGGAUUUUUCCCAGCAGCUUCUUCUAUUAUGUCACCAAUUACCAAAUUUAUAUAUAGCUAUCUAAGAGUAGCAAUAUCACCAUCAAUAAGCCUCCAAUAUCAUCAAAAUGAAGUAUUUUUCUCUUAUGUUACUUGCAUUUUGGUCUAAAUAUGUUCACCUCCUUAUUCUCUUUACAUUAAACUCACCAUGGUUUAUUCCAAAACCUGUUGCCUCUGCAUCAGAAAAUGAGACUGAUCACAUGGCACUGCUUGAAUUUAGAAAAUCCAUAUUCUCUGAUCCACAUGGAAUCUUUCUCUCUUGGAAUACUUCUACUCACUUUUGUAACUGGCAUGGAAUCACAUGUAAUCCAAUGCAGCAAAGAGUUUCAGAAUUGAACUUGCAGGGAUACAAGUUGAAGGGAUUCAUAUCACCUUACAUUGGCAAUCUAUCUUAUAUGAGAAACAUCAACCUUGGAGACAACAAUUUCUAUGGCAAAAUCCCACAAGAAUUUGGGAGAUUGUCACAACUGCAUAACCUUUCUGUAGCAAAUAAUUCAUUGGGUGGAGAAAUUCCUACAAACUUGACAGGUUGCACUAAUCUCAAGCUUUUACAUUUAGGUGGGAACAAUUUUAGUGACAAAAUACCUAUAGAAAUUGGCUCACUUAGAAAGCUUGAACAAUUGUUCCUUUUAAAUAACCAGUUCACUGGAGAAAUCCCAUCAUUCAUGGGAAAUCUUUCAUCUCUAACACUCCUUUCUGUUGGUAAAAACAACUUAGAGGGAUCUAUUCCACAAGAAAUAUGUCAUCUCAAAAACUUGACAGGGAUAGCAUUUCAUGUCAACAAACUAACAGGCACAUUUCCUACUUGUCUUUAUAACAUGUCAUCUCUUACUAUAGUCUCUGCUACAAACAAUCAACUUGAGGGCUCUCUUCCCACCAACAUGUUCCACACUCUCCCCAACCUUCACAAACUUUUAAUUUCUGGCAACCAAAUCACAGGUUCAAUCCCACCUUCCAUCACAAAUGCAUCUUUCCUUUCAUAUCUUGAUGCUGAUCAUAACUAUUUAACAGGACUAGUUCCUAGUCUGAGCAGGUUACAUGGUCUUCAGUUUCUAUCUUUAUCUGAGAACAACCUAGGUGACAAUUCAACUGAUGAUUUAGUGUUUUUAACAUCAUUGACAAACUGUAGUCAGAUGCAGGUGAUAAAUAUAGGCUUCAAUAAUUUUGGAGGUCAUUUGCCAAAUUCUUUGGGGAAUUUAUCUAUGCAAGUCAAUCGACUAUAUGUUGGAGGCAAUCAUAUAUCAGGAGAAAUCCCUUCUUCAAUAGGAAACCUAAUUGGGUUAGUUCUCUUGUCCAUGACUGAUAACCUCAUAGAUGGAAUUAUUCCUGCAACUUUUGGUAAGCUUCAGAAUAUGCAAAAGUUGCGUUUAGGUAGAAACAAGUUAUCAGGGGGGAUAGGAGCCUUCAUUGGCAACCUAAGUCAAUUGUUUCACUUGGAUGUGGGAGAAAAUAUGUUAGAAGGAAAGGUUCCUCCAAGUAUAGGAAACUGCCAAAGGCUGCAACACUUAGUACUUUCACGAAACAACUUUACAGGAACCAUUCCCUUUGAGCUUUUCACUAUUUCAUCUUUGACAACAUCCUUGGAUUUAUCACAAAACUUGUUGAAUGGUAGCAUACCUGUACAAGUGGGAAACCUAAAAAAUCUUGAUUCCUUAGAUUUGUCUGAGAAUAAUCUGUCUGAUCACAUUCCUCUAUCCAUAGGAGAAUGCAUAACGUUGGAGUACCUCAAUUUGAAAGGAAAUUCCUUACAGGGAAUGAUACCACCCUCUUUGGCAUCACUCAAAGGACUUCAAAGUUUAGACCUUUCACAAAACAGCUUGGGUGGAACAAUUCCUAAUGAUCUGCAGAAUAUUUCUGUCUUACAAUACUUCAAUGUGUCUCUUAACAAGUUGGUUGGUGAGGUACCAAAGGGAGGUGUCUUUCAAAAUGCUAGUGCGUUAGUGGUCACCGGAAACAGUAAUCUUUGUGGAGGUAUUUCAGAACUGCAUCUACCACCAUGCCCUAUCCAUGGUAAGAUACUAGCAAAACUUCAUCCAUUCAUGUUGGUAGCAACGACAGUUAGCACAAUCACUUUUCUUCUCAUCAUGUCAAUUAUUCUAACUAUUUAUCGGAUGAGGAGCAAGAAACCAUCUUUGGAUUCACCAGCAGUAUAUCAAAUGCCAAAAGCUUCGUAUCAAAGCCUACACAACGCAACCAAUGGGUUCUCAAUCACAAAUUUGAUAGGCUGUGGAAGUUUUAGCUUUGUCUACAAAGGAAUUCUCAGGUCAGAAGAGAAAGUUGUGGCCAUAAAAGUCUUGAACCUUCAAAAAAGAGGAUCUCAAAAGAGUUUCAUCGCUGAAUGCAAUGCACUAAAACAUAUUAAACAUCGAAAUGUAGUUCCAAUUUUGACAUGUUGUUCUGGAAUAGACUACAAAGGUGAGGAAUUUAAAGCUCUAAUUUUCGAGUACAUGAAAAAUGGAAGCUUAGAGCAGUGGUUGCAUCCAAGUGAAUUAAAUGCAGAAAAUUCAAGAACAUAUACAUUAAACCUUGACCAAAGAUUAAAUAUCAUGAUUGAUGUUGCUUCUGCUUUAUAUUAUCUUCAUUAUGAAUGUGAGCAGUUGAUCAUUCAUUGUGAUUUGAAGCCAAACAAUGUCCUUCUUGAUGAUGACAUGAUUGCUCAUGUCAGUGAUUUUGGCAUAGCAAGGGUUUUCUCAACAAUUAAUGGUACGAGUUGGCAGCAAACAAGUACAAUUGGCAUAAAGGGGACUAUCGGCUAUACUCCCCCAGAGUAUGGGAUGGGUUCUGCGGUGUCUACAGCUGGUGACAUGUACAGUUUUGGGAUUCUUAUUUUGGAGAUGCUUACAGGAAGAAGACCCACAGAUGAAAUCUUUGAAGAUGGUCAAAAUUUGCAUACCUUUGUGGAAAGCUCGUUUCCUGAUAAUCUUCUACAGGUUCUGGACCCAUCCAUUGUAGUAAACCAAGAACAAGAACAUAAGAGUCAGAAUCUUACUCCAACUGUUGAAAAGUGUGUAGUUUCACUCUUUGAAAUUGGACUAGUUUGUUCAAUGGAAUCACCGAAAGAAAGAAUGAAUAUGGUUGAUGUUACUAGGGAGCUAAGUGAAAUCAGAAAAACCUUUUCUUGCAAUGUAAAAUGA